This is a messenger RNA of Lactuca saligna, 1296 nucleotides long. NCBI's taxonomy places the organism in Eukaryota, Viridiplantae, Streptophyta, Magnoliopsida, Asterales, Asteraceae. The record is from the annotation of a GenBank genome assembly.
AUAAUUUAAAAGUAGUUUAGUAUAUAUUUGUAUUUAUUUGGUUUAUAUAUACCCAACAUCCAGGCAGGUGCUUCAUCAAAUUUAGCUUUAUUCUUUCUGCUCGCAUUCAAGAUAAUAACACACAAAUCAUGCAAAUUCUUCACAUGAACAAAGGAGAAGGAGAGACCAGUUACGCCAAAAAUUCAGUGGUUCAGAAGAAGAUAAUAUCAGUUGCUACUUUAAUGGUGGAAGCCGCCGUUGUUAAUAUCUUGAGGGAGAUACAGCCGGAGAGCAUGGGGUUUGCGGACCUAGGAUGCUCAUCUGGACCCAACUCCUUGACCGUGGUCUCUCAGAUGAUCCAUGCGGUGGAUGCUACUUGCCAUCAGAUGGGUCGAUCUUUACCUGAACUAAAGGUGUUGCUGAACGAUCUCCCUGGCAAUGACUUCAACCAUGUGUUUGAGUUAUUGCCAGAGCUUUACAGGAAACUGAAGGAUGAUUAUGGUAUUCAUGAAGGCUGUUACGUUUCGGGUGUGCCUGGUUCGUUUUACGGCAGGUUGUUUCCUGUCCGGAGUCUUCACUUCGUCCAUUCUUCUUCAAGCCUCCACUGGCUCUCUCAGGUACCAUUAAGUUUAGGAGCCGGUGCUGGAACCCAUUUGAAUAAAGAGAAGAUAUACAUAUCCAAGAGUAGCUCCACGAGUGUAAUAGAAGCAUACCAACAACAGUUUCAUGAAGAUUUCUCGUUGUUUUUGAGAUCGCGUGCCAAAGAAAUGAUUAUCAAGGGACGAAUGGUUUUGUCAUUCAUGGGUCGGAUGUCUCUUGACCCUUUUGCAGACGAGGCUUGCUACCAAUGGGAACUUCUAGCUCGAGCUUUAAUGAGCUUAGCCUCCCAUGGACUUGUUGAAAAGGAGAUGAUAGAUUCCUUCAAUGCUCCUUACUAUGCACCUAGCCCGAAAGAAGUGGAAAGUGAGGUCGACAAAGAAGGAUCAUUUGUGAUGUGUGAUGUUAAAGCGUUUGAGAUAGAAUGGGAUGUUAGUGAUUCGAGAACCCUUAAGGAGUCAACUGGCCAUCGAGUGGCUAAGACUAUUCGAGCAGUAGUGGAGCCAAUGUUGGAAAGUCAUUUCCAUCUUGGGACCGACAUGAUGGAUGAUCUGUUUCGAAGAUAUGCUACAAUCAUCGAUGAUUGCCGUUCGGAAAGAAAAUUCAAGUAUACUAAUUUGGUUGUUUCUUUCAUAAAAAAAGGUUGAUCACAAUGUGUUCCUCUUUUUGUCUUGGAAUUGAAGGAACUUUUUUUUCUUUAAAAACAAGAAAUAAAUUUAC